This is a messenger RNA of Danio aesculapii, 3300 nucleotides long. It is a transcript of the gene gtpbp1, whose product is annotated as GTP binding protein 1. Lineage: Eukaryota; Metazoa; Chordata; Actinopteri; Cypriniformes; Danionidae. Gene Ontology annotation, biological process: translational elongation. The transcript is spliced from 13 exons. The record is from RefSeq and is a predicted model, not a curated record. The coding region runs from base 307 to 2319 and encodes 670 amino acids. Gene Ontology annotation, molecular function: translation elongation factor activity; GTP binding; GTPase activity.
AAUAAUUCAUGAGCAGGAGAAAAACACUCAUGACUCAUUUUCUGAACAUAUUUAAACAAACACGUAAACGUGCUAAGUGAGCAACAGUUUGAUUUCAGUCUACCCCAAUUAUCUGUAAAGCAUGUUGUUCUGAUAGCAGUAAUAUGUAGCGAUACUUGUUUAUCUCGACGCAGCAGGUUUUAGCCUAGCGGUGAGCGGCGUUACAGUCUGAAUGUGUUUGUGCUGUAUCAGCUUACAAUUGUUCCCCCAAAAGUCGCGUCGUUUUAAAGUUGUUUAAGCUUAAUUUUAAUAACCGCUGCCCGAAAUAUGGCAUCAUUAACAACGACGGAUCCGGUUUUUAAUCCUGGGGCCAUGGGGUUACCAGAGUCAGUUGUUCCCGCUAGCAUGUUCGCUCCAGGUCGGGGAUGCGGCGAUGACGACGAGUCGGAGUGCUUCGAUGACGGGGACAUGUUCAACGGCGAGACCGUGGAUCUCGGCAUCGACUUCUCCAGCAAGCUAGCCCUAGUCAGUCCCAAUGGUGAACAGUAUGACUUAUUACUACGGCAGCUGCGUGAGAGGAUGGACGAGGGCUGCGGGGAGACAAUCUAUGUUUUGGGGGUGGGUUCAGAUGGAGGAGACUAUGGGUUGAAUGAGAGCGAUAUGCAAGCGUCCGUGGCCACAGUGAGGUCCAUGUGUGAGCAGAUCGAGGCAGACCUCAUCCUGUUGAGAGAGCGCACUGAGGCUGGCGGCCAGGUCAGAGAUUACCUGAUUCGCCGGCGAGUGGGAGAAGCAGAUUUUUUGGAGGUUAGGGUGGCUGUAGUGGGGAAUGUGGAUGCCGGUAAGAGCACUCUUCUGGGUGUGCUGACUCAUGGAGAGUUGGAUAAUGGCCGUGGCUUUGCGAGACAGAAGCUCUUCAGGCACAAGCACGAAAUGGAGAGUGGCCGCACCAGCAGCGUGGGAAAUGACAUCCUAGGAUUUGAUCAGGAAGGCCAGGUAGUCAACAAACCCGACAGUCACGGAGGCAGCCUGGAUUGGACCAAGAUCUGCGAGAAGUCUUCUAAAGUCAUUACCUUUAUUGACCUCGCUGGUCACGAGAAGUACCUGAAGACGACUGUGUUUGGAAUGACUGGUCAUCUGCCAGAUUUCUGCAUGCUGAUGAUUGGAAGUAAUGCAGGAAUUGUUGGCAUGACCAAAGAGCACCUGGGUUUGGCAUUAGCCCUCAAUGUUCCUGUUUUUGUGGUGGUUACUAAGAUUGACAUGUGUCCUGCUAAUAUACUUCAAGAAACCCUGAAGCUUCUCCAAAAGAUAUUGAAGUCUCCAGGCUGCAGAAAGAUCCCUGUCCUAGUUCAGAACAAAGAUGAUGUCAUCGUCACAGCGUCCAACUUCAGCUCUGAGAGAAUAUGUCCAAUCUUCCAGAUCUCUAACGUCACAGGAGAGAACAUGGACCUACUAAAGAUGUUCCUGAACCUGCUGUCCUCCAGAAGCUCAUUCAAAGAUCACGAGCCUGCUGAAUUCCAGAUAGACGACACAUAUUCAGUACCAGGUGUAGGAACGGUAGUUUCUGGAACUACGCUACGAGGGCUGAUUCGACUCAACGACACUUUGCUUCUUGGGCCAGACCCAUUGGGUGCUUUUCUCUCCAUCACUGUCAAGUCCAUUCACCGCAAGAGGAUGCCUGUGAAAGAGGUCCGCGGUGGACAGACCGCGUCUUUUGCCCUGAAAAAGAUCAAGCGCUCUUCAAUAAGGAAAGGAAUGGUCAUGGUGUCGCCAAGAUUAAACCCACAGGCAUACUGGGAGUUUGAGGCGGAGAUACUAGUUUUGCAUCACCCAACAACCAUCUCGCCUAGAUAUCAAGCAAUGGUGCACUGUGGUAGCAUAAGGCAGACAGCCACUAUCCUGUCUAUGACCAGAGACUGCUUACGCACAGGAGACAAGGCUACCGUACACUUCCGCUUCAUUAAAACCCCAGAGUACCUGCACACAGACCAGAGGCUCGUCUUUAGAGAGGGAAGAACCAAAGCUGUGGGCACCAUCACUAAGUUACUCCUGUCAACAAAUAAUCAGCCAUCAAACUCCAAACCUCCUCAAAUUAAGAUGCAGUCAACAAAGAAAACCCCGACUAGAAGAGAGGACGGAGGAGCCCCGUCCAGCGAGGAGGCCGUGAGCACAGCACCGCCAGCCGCUCAGAACACACCACAACAGACAGAAAUGGAGGAGGACCCUCAAAACAAAGAGAACAAGCCAAAGUCUGGAGGCAGAAGACGAGGAGGUCAGCGGCACAAAGGCAAACCUCAAAGCAACUCCACAGUGACCCUCGCCGGUGCCGUCGGUGGAUGUUAAACUCAAAGAGUCCAGUUCACCAUCCAUCCAUCUUUUACUCACGCCUUUUAGCAACCCACACAGACCACAGCACUCCAGUGACCAGGCUCAACCGUUCACAGAACCAACACACGCACGCCAUUUUUAUCAAUUUUAACUUAUUUGAAGACGUGCGUGUGUCCAUAGACUGUAUAUACCGUAGAUAUUGAGACUAUAGGACAGAUUUACUGCAUGGUGGCUCUGUUUUGGCUGUAAAUGUCGACUUGAAGGAUAAACUUUACAUCCGUUUCUUCUUGCUGAACACGACAUCAUGUACUUGCUCAACUGUUAUUUUUGAAGGUAAUUUCAUUGGAAUGACGUAAAACUCAUUAUGUAGCUGUUUUAAAGGGAUUAUUAACAAGCCUCGUCACUCAACUGCUUUUCAUUCAAGCUAGCCUUCUUGUUGUGGACCAUGAUGAUUAGAACUGGACCGAUUCAGAUGCUUGUGCUAGGUUUUUAUGAGUUAAUGGGACACUGAUUGUGAAGUUUGUUGGCAGCUAGUUUUGUGUGAAAUGAGAAUUGGCAUUUAAAAAUAUUUGAUCUAAUUAAACUCAUUGCUAAUUACAGUGUAUUUAGAAUUCCUCAAAUCUUUGUUUAAGCUGAGAAAUUCACUCGAGUAUGUGCUACACUUGGCUCAGGUUCUGCCAGUAUAUUCAACUGUUUUAAUAAGAUAUUUCAAAUUUAACCAUUUGAGCUCAAUUUUCUUUCCCCUAAUUGUUCCUCAUGGGAAAACUUUCCAAAAUAGUACCAGCUGUUCUUGAAUAAGGAAGAAAAAAAAAAAAGAGCUGAACGGCCUCCAGAAAUGUGCUGUAAAUCGUUUCAGAUGGUUUUACUGCUUUACCAAGUACUUUAGUAUUUGCUCCUUUCAGGAAAAUUGAUAAGCUGGACCAUUCUCUGCGUUUACAUGUCGUGAAACUCAUUUUCCACAAACAAUAUACAAAUAAACUGAUGUUGAGAAUUUCA